This is a messenger RNA of Aspergillus candidus, 954 nucleotides long. RefSeq lists its product as uncharacterized. NCBI's taxonomy places the organism in Eukaryota, Fungi, Ascomycota, Eurotiomycetes, Eurotiales, Aspergillaceae. The transcript has a single exon. The coding region runs from base 1 to 954 and encodes 317 amino acids. The record is from RefSeq and is a predicted model, not a curated record.
AUGAAGCCUAUCAGACAGCAUCUGCGACUCAUACACUACCAUAAUGCUCGCAAGUCGGCGAUAGCGUUGGGCAGACGUUUCGCGACGGGCACGUCAUCCCCGAUGACUACCCAUACAGCUACCCCACCAACAACUGCCAGCAUACCUUAUCUUGCCGCCCCGGACCUUACCCACGCAUCGCAAGCGCAGCACGUCCGCGCCGUCGCACACCAUCUCUCCCAAGCAGGCAUCCUCAAGAUAAGUCUGGGCUUUCACGACCCCGAGAGCCACUACCUGACAGCGCUGAUCAGCAGCCUACACAAGCAUCACGGCCACGGGUUACCAAUAACGCAUAGCGCAUCCCGUGGGUGGUUCUGGGACGUCCGGCCCUGCCCGACCACCACCACCGAAACAGCAACACACCAAGCCCGCUCAGAAACCAUGCGCAACUUCCCCUGGCACACAGACUGCAGCUAUGAGAACGCCCCGCCGAGAUUCUUCGCAUUGCACGUCCUCCGUCCGGACCGCUGCGGCGGCGGUACCCUCUCCGCGAUGCCCGUCGAGCCGCUGACGGCACUGCUCGCCCCAGCGACAACAGCCACGCUCAGCAAGCCCGAGUAUCGCAUCACUAUUCCGCCGGAGUUCAUCAAAGACCCGCUGCGCACUUCUAUUGUGGCGCCUCUUCUGGCUGACCAGAGCGGCUCGCUUAUCCGCCUCCGCGGCGAGAUCGUCACUCCGCUGACUGAGCCGGCUGCUGCUGCAUUGGAUGAGCUGCGCAGUGUUCUCAGGGACAGCCCUGUCUCGGCGCUGCAUCUCACGGCAGCGGAAUUACCGGCGGGGUCGGUGGUCUUACUUGAUAAUGCGCGGUGGCUGCAUGCGAGGAACCACAUCUUGGAUCCGAAGAGGCAUCUGCGUCGUGUGCGGUGGCAUGCGGUUCCGUUUGGGAUGGGGAUGGGUGUUUGUCACGGUGUUUAG